CAGAGUCAUCUGUUCUACAAAGAGAAGUCAGUUGUACAAGAUAAGAUGCUGGAACUUGGUGUACAGUUAGGUUUGAUCAAUUCACUUUCAAGAGCAAAACGAAUAGAAAAAGCUGAACAAUGAAGCUUGACCAAGACAUAUAUUUGCAUAUUCUAAUCAAUUCAGCGCAUUCCCACCAAAAGCAGCAUCAUGAUUUGGACCCUUCUUCUUGAUGGUGAUUACCAUUAUAAGUAACCAUCGCGACAUAUCAAAAAUUUCAACACCUACAAGAUUCUAAACAGUUGCAAGAUAUCCAACAACGAUCAUCGAUAGAAGUUCCAAGGAUGAUAUGUGCCGAAAAUUUAUCAUCAAUACAAUGACUACGAUAAGAGUUUGCUAUCCAGAUACGGGGUAUCUUUUAGUUAUUUAAAGAUAUUUAAAGGUCCAAUUAUUUCUCAUAUGGACAUCACCAUCUUUAUUGGAAAGGACUAAUCCCUUGAACAAUGUCAGAAAAGAAAACAGAUCAGAAUAACAUCAAUCAAGUGAACUCAAACUCUGCAACUGGAGAUUAUGAAGAUUAUGAGCUUGGUAUCAAUGGACCAAAGAUCCAAAAGGAUAACAAUGCAGAUAUUGCAUUACAAUAUGCCCAAGAAAAUGACCUAGACUUUGUUAUGGAUCCAGCUUAUGAGAAAAAAGUGUUGAGGAAAAUUGAUUGGAUGUUGAUUCCAUUAUUAGGCUUAUUACAAUCAGUUCAGUUGUUAGACAAGACAACAAAUUCUUACUCUUCAAUCAUGGGGUUAAGAGAAGAUCUAAACAUGACAAGUUAUCAAUAUUCCUGGGUUGGAAGUAUUUUCUAUUUUGGUUAUUUGUUUUUUGAAUAUCCUGCAAAUAUCUUGCUACAAAAAUUCCCACUAGCUAAAACGGUUUCCACUGCUGUUAUUAUUUGGGGGAUUAUAUUAAUGUGUCAUGCCGCUUGUCAAAAUGCUGCUUCGUUUUUAGUCUGUCGGUUCUUAUUAGGUGUUUUUGAAUCAUUCAUGAACCCUGCUUUUAUGAUGUUAACUUCUCAAUGGUGGAAGCAAAAAGAACAUUUCAUGAGAUCUUGCUUAUGGUUUGGGUUUCAAGGGUUUGGUAAUUGGAUGGGUGCUGGUAUAUCCCACGGUUUAGCAACAUAUAGGGGCGUUGACGGGCAUAGUUUUGAAUCAUGGAGGCUAUUACAUAUAAUAACAGGUGUGAUGACUAUCUUCUUGGGUAUAGUCUCCAUUUUACACAUCCCAGAUAUCCCAACUAAAGCUUGGUUUUUAAAUGAAAAGGAUAAGAAAUACGUUGUUGAAAGAAUUAGAGAAAAUCAACAAGGUUUUGGUAAUAAAAAAUACAAAAAGUAUCAAGUUUUGGAAGCUUUUAGAGAUCCUGCAACUUACCUUGCAUUCAUUUAUGCCUUUACAUAUGCCACUGCAAACGGUUCUUUCACAAAUUUUGGUACUAUUUUAUUGAAUCAAGAUUUUGGAUUCUCAACAACCACAUCCUUAUUAAUGGGAAUGCCUGGUGGUGCUUUAGAUAUAAUCUACUCUCCAUUCUUGGCUUACGUGAAUUAUAAAUUUAUGAACAAUAGAAGGUUGAUCAGUUGUGCAAUAACAAAUUGUAUCACAAUCAUUGGUAUGUCAUUACUAAAUUUCACAGAUCAUAGAGGUUCUAGAUUAGCUGGGUAUUAUACAUUCUACAUCACGACUGCUGUUAUGUCAGGUAUGCUUUCCAUUGUCUCGUCAAAUGUUGCAGGUCAUACCAAAAAAUCAACUGUUACAACUUUAUUCUUUGUCGGUUAUUGUGUUGGAAAUAUUAGUGGACCACAAACUUUCAAAGGCAGCGAAGCACCAAAUUACCAUUCAGCAAAAGCUACACUGCUUGCAUGCUAUAUAAUUGGUACAAUUUGCAUCUUGGGCUUAUUUGCGCUUUACCAGCACAGAAACAAGAUUAGAGAUCAGAAGAAAGCUGAAUUGGGUGAUAAAUACAUUGUACCUGAAAACGUUGAGUUCUCUGACUUAACAGAUAAGGAAAACUUGGAGUUCAGAUAUUCCUUGUGA
Molecule: messenger RNA, 2057 nt
Organism: Hansenula anomala
Lineage: Eukaryota; Fungi; Ascomycota; Saccharomycetes; Phaffomycetales; Wickerhamomycetaceae
Product: allantoate permease family MFS transporter
Exons: 1
Coding region: 483-2057 (524 amino acids)
Biological process (GO): transmembrane transport
Cellular component (GO): membrane
Molecular function (GO): transmembrane transporter activity
Source: RefSeq, a predicted model, not a curated record